Molecule: messenger RNA, 2011 nt
Organism: Cucumis melo (muskmelon)
Lineage: Eukaryota; Viridiplantae; Streptophyta; Magnoliopsida; Cucurbitales; Cucurbitaceae
Product: WD-40 repeat-containing protein MSI4
Exons: 15
Coding region: 112-1668 (518 amino acids)
Biological process (GO): regulation of gene expression
Cellular component (GO): nucleus
Molecular function (GO): histone binding
Source: RefSeq, a predicted model, not a curated record
GCUGUCUAAGUUUAUCACUGCAAACCUCAAUUCUUCAAGCCUACGGUGGGGUCUCCUUAAGCCGAAGAGAGAGACCCAAAAUCGCUGACUCAACCUCCACUCCAGUGAGCCAUGGACUCUUCUCAGCCGCAGCAACAACAACAACAACAACAACCACCUCAACAGCAGCAGACACCGCCGCCGCCGCAGCAGCAGACACCUGUUGUGAAGAAGAAGGAAACCAGAGGCCGUAAACCCAAGCCGAAGGACGAGAAAAAGGACGAACAACAAACUAAGAAGAUGAAAGCUCAACAACAACCUUCCGUUGAUGAGCGUUAUACUCAGUGGAAGUCUCUUGUUCCUGUUCUCUAUGACUGGUUUGCUAACCAUAAUCUCGUUUGGCCUUCUCUCUCUUGCCGGUGGGGUCCUCAGCUUGAGCAAGCUACGUAUAAGAAUCGACAGCGACUUUAUCUUUCUGAACAGACUGAUGGCAGUGUUCCAAAUACACUGGUUAUUGCAAAUUGUGAAGUUGUGAAGCCUAGAGUUGCAGCUGCAGAGCACAUUUCUCAGUUCAAUGAAGAAGCACGCUCACCAUUUGUGAAGAAGUACAAGACUAUCAUACACCCUGGUGAGGUUAACAGAAUUAGGGAACUUCCCCAGAAUUCUCGAAUUGUUGCCACACACACUGAUAGUCCAGAUGUCCUCAUAUGGGAUGUUGAGGCACAACCUAACCGUCAUGCUGUCCUUGGUGCCACAAAUUCUCGCCCAGAUUUGAUCCUGACUGGUCAUCAAGAAAAUGCCGAGUUUGCUCUAGCAAUGUGCCCCACUGAACCUUAUGUUCUCUCUGGAGGGAAGGACAAAUUAGUCGUUUUAUGGAGUAUCCAGGACCACAUAACAACUUCUGCCACAGAGGCUGGUGCUUCAAAAUCACCAGGAUCUGGAGGAUCUAUCAUAAAGAAGCCUGGAGAGGCAAAUGAUAAAGCUUCUGAUGGCCCUUCUAUUGGGCCACGAGGAGUUUACCAUGGACACGAGGAUACCGUUGAAGAUGUGACCUUCUGUCCAUCCAAUGCACAGGAGUUUUGCAGUGUUGGAGAUGAUUCUUGCCUAAUAUUAUGGGAUGCCCGUACUGGCUCAAGCCCCGCUGUCAAGGUCGAAAAGGCACAUAAUGCUGAUCUUCAUUGUGUUGAUUGGAAUCCCCAUGAUGACAAUCUUAUAAUAACAGGGUCAGCAGAUAAUUCUAUUCGUUUGUUUGAUCGUCGGAAUCUCACUUCUAAUGGCGUUGGCUCGCCGAUCUAUAAAUUUGAGGGCCACAAAGCAGCUGUUCUUUGUGUUCAGUGGUCCCCAGAUAAAUCAUCUGUCUUUGGAAGUUCAGCAGAAGAUGGGCUGUUAAAUAUUUGGGAUUAUGAUAAGGUUGGUAAAAAGACAGAGCGUGCUACAAGAACGCCUGCUGCUCCUCCCGGUUUAUUUUUCCAGCAUGCUGGGCACAGGGAUAAAGUCGUUGACUUCCAUUGGAAUGCAGCUGAUCCAUGGACUGUUGUGAGUGUGUCUGACGAUUGUGAUACAACUGGUGGAGGAGGGACUUUGCAGAUUUGGCGCAUGAGUGACCUAAUUUAUAGGCCAGAAGAAGAGGUGUUAGCUGAGCUUGAAAAGUUCAAAUCUCAUGUAAUUGAAUGUGCUGCAAAGCCUUGAGAGCUUCGUAAAGUAUUCUACCCAUGUGUUUUUCUGUUCAGACAUAUUAGGUUAUUGUAGAUGUUGUGUUUGUAGUAUUAGGUUUCAAAUUCUAGUCCUAUCUUCUUUGUUCCAUUCUUUUUUUUUUUUUUUUUUUUUUUUUUUUUUGUGUGCAACUACUACAAAUAUUCGGCGCAGGCUCUCUCUCUUUCUCUCUCCCUCUACCAUUUAUAGAGUUUAUAGUCGUAGAGUGAAUAUGACCCAUUGUCGCACCUUCAAAUUGAAUGCUCUUCCCUGGAUUACUUGUAGCAUGGAUUCUUGGAAUUUGGCCUGAAAACUUGUUUAUUAUUCUGCAUUUCAAUUA